Molecule: messenger RNA, 1350 nt
Organism: Umbelopsis ramanniana AG
Lineage: Eukaryota; Fungi; Mucoromycota; Umbelopsidomycetes; Umbelopsidales; Umbelopsidaceae
Exons: 9
Coding region: 42-1100 (352 amino acids)
Biological process (GO): coenzyme A biosynthetic process
Cellular component (GO): nucleus; cytosol
Molecular function (GO): ATP binding; pantothenate kinase activity
Source: RefSeq, a predicted model, not a curated record
GUAGAAUUCCGCUUGUCUUUUAAUUUUCCCCAUCAGUCAUCAUGAUGAACAUUAUAGGAGCUCGUCUCUCUCCAGAAACUAGAGCCUCUAACGAAACUCGCGACAUUUACCUUCCCAAUCAAACAGAACAAGUUUCUCAAAUUGCCAUUGACAUUGGAGGCUCGUUGACUAAAGUUGUUUACUACACGUCCACUCCAGGCAUACAAGGCGGAAAGCUUCAUUUUACGCGUUUCGAGACAGACUGUUUAGAUAACGGUAUCGAAUUGGUGGUACGACUAUUGCAAGAGUCACAAAAAUCCACACGGCCCAACCUCACUCCACAUGUUGUGGCAACUGGAGGCGGCGCACACAUGUACUAUGAAAAGUUAAAGCGAGCUUUUCCAGGAAUACCCAUUCGGAAAGAAGAUGAGAUGGAAUGCCUCAUAAUAGGUCUCAAUUUCUUUAUCCAACAGAUACCCAGAGAAGUAUUCUCAUAUUCAGAAGCGACAGGCAUGUGUUUCGAAGAAACGCCAAAGGAUUUGUACCCGUACAUGUUGGUUAAUAUUGGUAGUGGAGUCAGUAUUCUGAAAGUUACUGGCCCUGGCGACUAUGUUCGCAUCAGUGGAACGUCGCUCGGCGGCGGUACACUAUGGGGCCUCCUGUCACUAUUGACAGAUGCGAAAUCUUUUGACGAAAUGCUGGAGAUGUCCCAACACGGUGACAAUCGCAAUGUAGAUCUGCUUGUUGGAGAUAUAUAUGGAUCAGACUACUCUAAGCUGGGGCUCAAGUCAUCCAAAAUUGCAUCAAGCUUUGGUAAAGUGUUCCGAAAAGGCGAGAAAAUAGAGCAAAAGUCUUUCAAGUCUGAAGAUAUUUCUAGAAGCUUGUUGUAUAUGAUCAGCAACAACAUUGGUCAGAUUGCCUAUUUGAACGCCCAACAGCAUGGAUUGAAAAGAAUUUAUUUUGGAGGAGGCUUUAUUCGAGGUCACCCUGUUACAAUGAACACAUUAUCGUAUGCAAUCAACUUUUGGUCACAAGGCAAUAUCAGGGCUCUCUUUUUGCGACAUGAAGGAUACCUAGGAGCUGCAGGCGCGGUAAGGAUGACGUUUCAUUAUCCUCAGUAGAAAAAAAGCAUAGACUUAACACAAACCGAUUUCCCAUUCCCCUCCUGGAUUUAGUUCCUCAAACAUCAAUUAAAUUCUGAGCCUGGUUCGGACAAACUGGUAUAAGAAAAGCAAAUUAUAUCGCUCUUCAUGCAUUCCUCGUUCUAAGCACUGCUGGCCGGGUGUAGCUCCAUUGUACAUAGAUAUUCGAUAGAAAGAAUAACAAACAAAAAUUAAAGACGGAAGAAACUAUAAACGGAAGUGAAAGCAG